Messenger RNA from Arachis duranensis, 3264 nucleotides. RefSeq lists its product as uncharacterized. Lineage: Eukaryota; Viridiplantae; Streptophyta; Magnoliopsida; Fabales; Fabaceae. Gene Ontology annotation, molecular function: phosphatidylinositol binding. The coding region runs from base 79 to 2988 and encodes 969 amino acids. The transcript has 15 exons. The record is from RefSeq and is a predicted model, not a curated record.
UCAGAGGGAAAUCAAAUAACAGAGAAGAAGAAGAAGAAGAAGAAGAAGAAGAAGAAGACGAAGACGAAGAAGAAGAAGAUGGUUAAAGAUAUGCCAUCAAUGGAUGACAUCUACGAUCUCAUUGAAGAGGCAAAACUUCGUUUUCUCUGGUGGUCUCUUUGCGUAUUCGCCAUUUCCUAUUUCUUAACUAAUACGAGUAAAUCAAUGUGGAUGAAUGUACCAGUCGCUAUUUUGUGUGUUGUUGCUCUGCGUAUUCUCUUGAACAAGGUAGAAUUUCGAUGGAGGCUCGAACCGCCUAAACCGCACACAUAUCUUUCUCAUUUGGAGAGGAAACAGUUGUCCAUAGACGAUGCACGCCUCUCUACUUCGCCUCCACCGCCGAAAUGGAGGAAAAAGAUCGAUUCUCCUCUCAUAGAAGCCGCCUUGAAUGAUUUUUUGGAUUUGAUAUUGAAAGAUUUCGUCAUGAAUAUGUGGUAUGCAGACAUCACUCCGGAUUUAGAGUUUCCUGAGCAGAUACGUGACAUAAUCAUGGAUGCUAUUGCUGAAGUGACAAUGAGGGUUAAAGACAUGAACCUUGUCGACUUGCUCACAAGGGACAUAGUUGAUUUAAUAGGUGAUCACAUAGACCUUUUUAGAAGAAACCAAGCAGCCAUUGGUGUUAAUGUUAUGCUAACGCUGUCUUCUGAGGAAAGGGAUCAAAGAUUGAGGUUGCAUUUGUUGAAUUCUAAGGAGCUCCAUCCAGCACUAAUAUCUCCAGAGAGUGAGUACAAGGUUCUUCAGCGGCUAAUGAGUGGGGUAUUAGCUACAAUUCUGAGACCACAAGAAGCUCAAUGUCCUGUAAUUCGAUCUAUAGCCCGGGAAAUUUUGACUUGCUUGGUGAUGCAACCUGUUAUGAAUUUGGCUAGCCCUGCGUACAUCAAUGAGAUUAUUGAGUCUGUUCUACUUGUCAUUAACGAUGAUGGUGCAAAUUUGACUGGUGGUGGUAAUGGUGGUCAGUCAACUAAUAUAUCCACUCAUAAUCAUGGCCAUUCUGUUGCUUCUGGAGGUGGACAUGAUAAUCAUCCCGCCUCUGCAGAAUGGGCACAACUGCUGGACGCCGCAACUCAAAGAAGAACCGAAGUUCUUAUGCCUGAAAAUCUUGAGAACUUGUGGACAAAAGGAAGGGAUUACAAAACAAGAAAGAAUUCAGAAGGAAAGCCUUCACUUUAUCCAGUACAUACAACCAGUUUAGAUCCCCAGUUUUAUGCUGGAAGCCCACAAAGAGCAGAAUCUUCACCAAACCAGGACAAGGAGUUAUCUCUUGAAGCCGGACAUCGAAUUGAUGAAGUGAAGGAUAUGAAGGAUCCCGUUUCCAAUAAGUAUAAAAGAAAACUCAUGAGAUCCAACAGCACUUCUGGCUUGGAAAUCCAACCUGUUAAAGCAGGGUCCACAAUGUCAGAGUUACAUAUCUCAGAAAAUGAGAAGCAUGGUGAGAUCACUCGUGUUAAGAGUGGUUAUGACACUGCUGUUAGAAGAGAGGGACAAUCUAUUCCAAAGCCUCGAUGUCGGGUAAUAGGAGCAUAUUUUGAGAAACUAGGGUCUACAUCUUUUGCUGUUUAUUCAAUUGCAGUGACUGAUGGAAUAGAGAAAACAUGGUUUGUAAAAAGAAGAUACAGGAAUUUUGAGCGCUUGCAUAGAUAUCUAAAAGAAAUUCCUAAUUAUACGCUACAAUUGCCUCCAAAAAGGAUAUUUUCCUCAAGCAUAGAGGAUGCCUUUGUCCAUCAACGUUGUAUUCGACUGGAUAAAUAUCUCCAGGAUCUCCUAUCAAUACCUAAUGUUGCUGAACAACAUGAAGUAUGGGAUUUUUUGAGUGCUUCCUCAAAGAACUAUUCUUUUGGACAAUCUUCAUCAAUGAUGAGAACCUUAGCAGUAAACGUUGAUGAUGCUGUUGAUGAUAUUAUGCGCCAGUUCAAAGGUGUGUCAAGUGGUUUCUUACAAAAGGUCGUUGGUUCGUCGCCCCCUACUGCUGAAACGUGUGCAUCAGCCGCAUGGAACUCGAACACGUCCUGGAAUACUAAUGUUGAAAUUGAUAGUAGCAUUUCUAGGCAGAUUUCUGCAGAAAGUGCAGCAACCUCUGAUAAUGAAGAAGGUGACAAAGAAACUAAUUUUGAUGGUGAAAUAUCAGAAGAUAUUAGGUGGCGUUUUGACAAUGACUUGAACUCAAAGGGUUGUUCACCACAGGUAAUAAACCAUAGUAAAGAGUCUACCAUCUUGGAUCCAGAUAGAAAAAAUGACUCAACAAUGGAAAGUAGGGUUGGCAAGGAUCUUCCACCUACAAAUUUCACUCCGGCUCAUGAUAAUUUGGAGGAUCGAGUUAGAGUGCCACCUGAGUGGACUCCACCUAACGUGAGUGUCCCUAUUUUGAAUUUGGUUGAUAAUGUAUUUCAGCUUAAGAGAAGAGGUUGGUUAAGAAGACAAGUCUUUUGGAUAUCAAAGCAGAUAUUACAGUUGGUAAUGGAAGAUGCUAUUGAUGAUUGGAUUCUAAGAGAGAUCCAUUGGCUUCGGAGAGAGGAUACCAUUGCCCAGGGGAUUCGGUGGCUCCAAGAUAUCCUGUGGCCUGGAGGUACCUUUUUCCUAAGAGUACGGACAGCCCAGAUAUUAAUGGAUGGAAUUGAUCAAAAGCCAUUGCAAGAAACAAAUGAAUCUGUUGGAAGUAAGAUUCCAAGAACAGAGUCAGGGUCUUUCGAGCAACAGCUUGAAGCUGCUCGUAGAGCAAGUGAACUCAAGAAACUGCUCUUUGAUGGAGCUCCGGCAGCCUUGGUGAGCUUAAUUGGUGCGAAACAAUAUAGACGUUGCGCCAGUGACAUAUAUUACUUUAGCCAGUCUUCUAUAUGUGUGAAGCAACUUGCUUAUGCAAUCCUUGAACUUCUACUUAUAUCUAUAUUUCCGGAGUUGCGGAAUGUUGUCAUGAGUGUUCAUGAGAAUAUGCAUGUUCACCAACCUGUAUAGACCUCCUUGUUGGCCAUCCUGUCGAAUGUGUCACUUAUGCUAAAUAUCAGAUCGUCAUAGUAGGAAGACAAGACCAUUUUUCCCCCUCUAGUGGUGCCAUUGAUAUAUGGCUUUAUUUGCUGGCUACUAUUCAUUCUUUAAGCAAGAAAAGCUGCCAUGAUCAAUGGUUUUUGUUUUAAUUUGCAUCUUGGGAACAUAGGGCGUAGUUUUGUAAACUUAGAUUAUGUACAGAAAAAUCAUUUAUCUUGUUGAUUAUCAAGAUUUUUGUAUUGUGAC